UACCAACCUAACCUUACUACAUAACCUCAAAAAGAGUUUAAACCUAUAUCUUGCUCCCUCUUUUUCCUAUCGCUCUUAAAAUAACAACAUAUAAAUAAUAAAAUGCGUGUAAAUAUUGUGUUUUAUUGAAGCGGCAUUAGUUUAUAAAGAAGAAUAACAGUAAAAUCAAUAACAAAUAAUUGAAAUUUCCAAUUAAAUAUAUUAUAUUGUUAUUGUAUCCACAAGGUUUUAUAAAUAUUAAAUGUAUUGAGAGAUUUUGAUGUUUCAAAUGUUUAUUUUUCAAGAAUAUUUUGGUUUUAUGAAAACAAAGUUUUUUAUAUUACAAAAAAAUUGUUUUUGUUUUUGUUUUUGCGAAACAAAAAGAAAUUAUAAAAUUGCUGUUUACAUUUAAAAGGCGAAAAUAUAAAAUUAUCUUGCGCAUAAAAUAAAGAAGAAAUGAAAUUAUGGAUACUGGCAGCGAUGACGAUGAAAAUACAAUGUUGGAUUUGAAUAAAAAAUCCUCCCUUUCAAUACCGACAAUUAAUGACAAAAAUUUUGCUAAUAAUGCUGACUUUAAGGAUAAUUUUCUUCGUCUCCAAUCUAUGGUGCGACAAGUGUACUUUAGUUACCUAUACAAAUCUCUUUUAAGUAAUUAUGCCAUUUCCUGUACCACAAACAGCAUUGAAGACUUUGAUUGCAGAGUCAAAAAUUGUGCUAGUCAAAUGGAACUUUUUGCAGUCCGAAAUGCUUUGGAAACUUCCUUAUAUAGAAAAGCAAUGAUAAAACUGAUCUCUGAAGUCAAGGAACAUACAAAUGAGCAGAAGCUUUACAAAUCUCUAAUGUCAUUUUUGACAUCAACGCCAGAAAAAUCUGAUGUCGCUGUACAAACGGAUCAAGUGGUUGCAACUUAUUUGAAAAAUGAACCUAUGGAUAUAUCGCCAGCGAAUGAAGACAAUAUUCCAAUCACACACGGUGACAGUUUAUUGAAACAUUGUGAUGACCAAAUUGUUGAAUCAACAACAAAAAUUGAAUCUUUAUCGAAUGACUUGGAUUCCAAUUCUCAAGAUUACACUAAAACUAAGAGUGAACAUCAGUCUUCUCAAGUUGAAACUUGUCUCGAUUCAAGGAAUGAAUGUGAGAGUAUAUUUAAUAAUGAUGCUGAAUGUCAAAGAACAACUUCCAAAAAUGGUGAUGUGAAUUCCCAGUCAAAAUUGUUGAAUGGAAAUUCUACUGUAAAUAUGACUUCCAAAAAUAUCUUGAAUGAAUCAACUAUUUCAAAAGCAGACGACUCGCAGGACUCUCUUUUUCAAACGAUGGAAGAUAUGUUUUGUGAAAGUGAUGACAGCAGCGAUCUUAUGACGCUUAUUGAGAAACACUCUUCGUCUUCAAAUCAAUUGGAAAAUUCAAUUUCGCAAACAACUUUAGAAAUAGAUCCGGAAAAUCCGAAAAAUAGUGUCGACAAGAAAUUUAAAUUACAGGAAUGUAAACGAAAAACAAGUUCAAAUAUCAGUUGUUUGAAAGCCAAGAAGCGCAAUGUGAGAAGCUCUCCGGUUGGAUUUAAUGAUUUAAAGAGUUCAAAGUUUAGAAAGAAAGUGAAUGAAAUUUGGCUUGUCGAAAGAGUUCACCAGUCGUCGAAAUUAAAAUCAAAAAUGUUGGAAAUUUCCUUACUAAAUUAUCGAAAAUAUGGUCGAAUAAAAGAUAAGUUUAUUGCAUUAUUUGGCGAAUCUGACGAUGAGGAUUCAAUGCCAGAGUCUCCAGUUUGUAUUGAAGAACAUUUGCAAGCUUGUAAGGAAAGAAUUGCUCCUUGGAUUGUGAAACAUUUAACUCCAUUUUAUAAUCAAAGGAGAAUCUCUAGCCGAGAAUUAUUUAAAACUAUCUGCAGACACGCCACUGAUAUGCUCAUUAUUAACAAUACUUUUCCCGAUGAAGCCUCUGUCGAACAUUAUAUGAAAGAUUUCUUUCGAAACAAAAAAAGUAUUAAUACUGAGGCUGAUAUAUAUCUAUAGCGUACUCGAGGAAUAAAGCGCAAUAUUGUUUACAUUCGUAUAACAUAGUCUUUAAAUUUAGAAAUUUAUUAAAUAUUACUUAUUAAUCCUUAAUAUUUAUUCUCUAAAUAUAUGAUUUAAGAAAAUAAACAUUUUUUAUUAAAAAAA
Molecule: messenger RNA, 2132 nt
Organism: Leptopilina heterotoma
Lineage: Eukaryota; Metazoa; Arthropoda; Insecta; Hymenoptera; Figitidae
Exons: 4
Coding region: 444-1985 (513 amino acids)
Source: RefSeq, a predicted model, not a curated record